AUGAUAAUAACUUACCUAGCAAAUAGAUGUUCUCUUUCAAAAAAUAUUUCCCCCCCGUUCCCGUCGCCCUCGCUCGCUCCUCUUCCUUCCCCUCUCCUUUGCGCGCUCCCCCGUACCUUCCCGUCGCCAUCGCUCUCUUCUCUCCCGCCCCAUGUCCUUCGUUCUCUUCCCUCCCUUCCCGUCGACAUCGCUCUCUCCUCUCCCGCCCCAUGUCCUUCGUUCUCUUCCCUCCCUUCCCGUCGCCAUCGCUCUCUUCUCUCCCGCCCCAUGUCCUUCGUUCUCUUCCCUCCCUUCCGUCGCCAUCGCUCUCUUCUCUCCCGCCCCUUGUCCUUCGUUCUCUUCCCUCCCUUCCCGUCGCAAUCGCUCUCUCCUCUCCCGCCCCAUGUCCUUCGUUCUCUUCCCUCCCUUCCCGUCGCCAUCGCUCUCUUCUCUCCCGCCCCUUGUCCUUCGUUCUCUUCCCUCCCUUCCCGUCGCAAUCGCUCUCUCCUCUCCCGCCCCAUGUCCUUCGUUCUCUUCCCUCCCUUCCCGUCGCAAUCGCUCUCUCCUCUCCCGCCCCAUGUCCUUCGUUCUCUUCCCUCCCUUCCGUCGCGAUCGCUCUCUCCUCUCCCGCCCCAUGUCCUUUGUUCUCUUCCCUCCCUUCCCGUCGCCAUCGCUCUCUCCUCUCCCGCCCCAUUUCCUUCGCGCUCUCCCCUCCCUUCCCGUUGCUGUCGCUCUCUCGUCCCCCACCCAAUCUCCCCUCCCAUCGGCCAAUCCGUCACACUCGCGCUCGCUCUGACCCGCCCUCCCCGCGCCGUUCGUAUAUCCCCUCGAAUCACCCACCUCGCCGUCCUUGCGUUCGCCCCGAAAUGCCUGCCCGUCGCCUUUCGUAAUUCUCUUCCCAUCGUCGCUCUCGCGCUCUCCUCGAACUGCCCUCCCGUCGCACUUCUCUCCCCUCCGAUCACCCAUCUCAUCGCCCUCGCGCUAUUCCUCACGUCUCCCUCCCAUCACCCUACCAUUCCGUGA
Messenger RNA from Closterium sp. Yama58-4, 1002 nucleotides. The record is from the annotation of a GenBank genome assembly. NCBI's taxonomy places the organism in Eukaryota, Viridiplantae, Streptophyta, Zygnematophyceae, Desmidiales, Closteriaceae.